UUAAAUGGCUACUCCCAAUAUCACUUUGAUUGCUGAUGUGGAUGUGCUAAGGGACGAUUUGACUCUAAAAGUUUGUGUCAUCAACUUGUGGAAACAUAUGUCAUUCAAUAACAAGGAUGACAUUUGGUCCAUUGAAUUAAUUUUACUUGAUGAACAGGGGACCAAGAUUCAAGCUACUGUUUGGAAAAAAUUUCUUUAUCGAUUCAAAAAUAUAUUUAAGGAUGGGUCAGCUUUUUAUAUCACAAGUCCAAGUUUUGCAUCACAAAAGCCCGACAGUUUCAAAAUAACUCCUCAAGAUCAGAAACUAACAUUUGUCCAACAAAUUGUUGUCAAAGAAUGUGCAGAAUUUUCUGGAUCUAUAUUUGGAUUUUCAUUUGUUGACUAUCAAACUGUACUGUCGUUGCAACAUCCUGAAGAUUUAUCCGUUGAUGUUAUUGGAUUGGUCGUUGCUAUUACUGAGAUGAUGAAGGAUAAUCCUGAUAGGUCGAGACACAGACUAACCAUUCACAUCCAAGAUGAAAGUGGUUUGCAAGUCCAUGUAAAUUUGUGGGGUGAUUAUGCGUACAAGAUGCAAGAUUACAUAGAUAACAAUCCACCAAAUCAACGUGUCGUUGUUAUAAUUCAGUUUGCAAAGAUUACUGUUUGGAGAGAUCGUCCGAGUGUUAACACCUACUUUACAUCUUCAAAGCUAUUCAUUAACUCUGGUAUCGAUGACAUUAAUCUUUUCAAAAAAAGUUUAGACGGGGAUGAUCAUCCUGAUUCGUUUUCGAAUACGAUUUCAGUCAUUGAAUCUAAACAACUUUCUGAAUUAGAUGAUUUCAUAGUUAAAACUAAGCUGAAGACUAUUGCUGAGAUUUUUGAACCCCUUUCGAAAACCCACUUCGUUAUAGUUGGCUCUAUAAAGGGAAUCUUGCAGAAUGAGAAAUGGUGCUAUCCCGCGUGUACAAACUGCAGUUACAGGGCCUUUCUGGAUAAUGGGGCAGAUGACGACCGAACAGACUCUUUGGACGUUUGUUCCGGCGAAUUCGAAUCUCAAGAUAACAGGCAUUUAAAGGAUGCAAUUUCUGGGACAGAUGACAACAUAACUCCUUCCACUGUUGACAAGAACUCAGUAACAAGCCCAAUGAAUUUUUUGAACACAACACCGGUUUUGAAACGAAAUCUUGAAGAAGUCUUUGAUUUGGACAUUAAUGAAAACUUAUCAUCUUCAAAAACUCCAAAAGUGUCCCUAGAUGGUCCAAGGAAAAAGUUGUUGGAGAUAAAGUUGGAAAAAAGUGGCUGAAUUUGAUUUGGUGUUGAUUUUGAAGACAAUGUCCAUUUUGAAUUUUCAUGAACAAUUUUAAGGGUUUUUUUUUUGCCAUGCUUCUUUUUUUAACUCUCUUGGUUUGAUGUUUCAAUCAUUCUGUUUUUUAAGGUUAAAACUUUUCCAUUAUUUUCUUUUUAAAUGGUUUGUUAUGCUAUAUUGUUAUAGCAUGUUAUGAAUUAAUUUUUUCAUAUAUUUGUGGUUUUAUUUAUGCUUUUCCAUUCUUGGUAGAAAAUGUCUUACUGCAUACU
Molecule: messenger RNA, 1554 nt
Organism: Lactuca saligna
Lineage: Eukaryota; Viridiplantae; Streptophyta; Magnoliopsida; Asterales; Asteraceae
Source: the annotation of a GenBank genome assembly